Messenger RNA from Fonsecaea multimorphosa CBS 102226, 510 nucleotides. RefSeq lists its product as uncharacterized. The record is from RefSeq and is a predicted model, not a curated record. Bases 1 to 510 code for a protein of 169 amino acids. The transcript has 2 exons. NCBI's taxonomy places the organism in Eukaryota, Fungi, Ascomycota, Eurotiomycetes, Chaetothyriales, Herpotrichiellaceae.
AUGGCAAGUUCAACGACGCAUCUCGAGGAGCAACUCGCACUGACGCACCAUAUCAACAAUUAUGGUUGGUUCGCCGACACCUUUGCCUGGGACGAUAUCGCAACUUGCUUCACCGAAGACUGCACAUUUGACUUCAAAGUCGCGCCAGAUCUUGAAGGCCAAGCCCCAAUGAACCUCAACACUGGCACCGUAAAAGGGCGAUCCAACACCGCCAAAGCUCUUGCAUUCAUCACCGAGAGGUUCAAACGCACACAACACAACAUUGUCAACAUGGAUUUCCAACUUGAUUCUACCAACACGGCCGCAGCGACCGGCAGAGCAAACAUCUUCUGGGGCGGGGUCAUGGAGCAGAAUGGCUCCCACGUCGCAGUGCAGACUGGCUCCAGAUACACAUGGAAGUUUAAAAAGAGUGCAGUCAAGAAUCGGUGGGAGACGGACUACACGCAGGUAGAGAUCGUUUGGGUGUCGUCUUCCCCUGUUGAAGGGUUCAAACUUGUAAAUAUGCUCUGA